Messenger RNA from Uloborus diversus, 2026 nucleotides. Its product is annotated as gastrula zinc finger protein XlCGF71.1-like. Gene Ontology annotation, cellular component: PcG protein complex; transcription regulator complex. The transcript has a single exon. NCBI's taxonomy places the organism in Eukaryota, Metazoa, Arthropoda, Arachnida, Araneae, Uloboridae. Gene Ontology annotation, biological process: regulation of transcription by RNA polymerase II. Gene Ontology annotation, molecular function: RNA polymerase II cis-regulatory region sequence-specific DNA binding; DNA-binding transcription factor activity, RNA polymerase II-specific. The coding region runs from base 1 to 801 and encodes 266 amino acids. The record is from RefSeq and is a predicted model, not a curated record.
AUGGCAUAUCAGUCUGAGAUUCCUCAUGGCUCUAAAAACAGCUAUUUGUGCGAAUAUUGUGCAAAAACAUUUUCCACCAUCUCAUAUUUUAAGCGACAUCUGAGAUCUCAUACUCGCGAAAAAUCACAUUCCUGUGAACAUUGUUCAAAAGCAUAUUUCAGCUCUUAUGAUUUAAAUAAACAUCUCAGAAUCCAUACUGGCGAGAAACCGCAUUGCUGUGAAAUUUGCUCAAAGGCAUUUUCCGACGCUUCACAUUUAAUGAUACAUCUGAGAAUCCAUUUGGGAGAGAAACCGCAUUCGUGUGAGCAUUGCUCAAAAAAAUUCCACGACGCUUCAGAUUUGAAGAAACAUCUGAGAGUACAUACUGGAGAGAAACCAUUUGCCUGUGAAUAUUGCUUAAAGGCAUUUUCCGACUCUUCAGGUUUAAGUAAACAUCGAAGAAUCCACACUGGUGAGAAACCGUAUUCCUGUGAAUAUUGCUCAAGAGCAUUUUCCGACGCUUCACAUUUAAAUAAACAUCUGAGAACCCAUACGGGCGAGAAACCGCAUUCCUGUGAACAUUGUUCAAAGGCAUUUUCCUGCGCUUCACAUUUAAGGAGACAUCUGAGAUCUCAUACUGGAGAGAGACCGUAUUCCUGUAACAAUUGCUCAAAAACAUUUUCCGACGCUUCACAUUUAAAUAAACAUCUGAAAACCCAUACUGGCGAGAAACCGCAUUCCUGUGAACAUUGCUCGAAGGCAUUUCCCUACGCUUCAGAUUUAAAGAGACAUCUGAGAAUCCAUGCUGAUCAAAAGUCGUAGUCCUGUGAACAUUAAUUAAAAACAUUUUUCAACGCUUCAUAUUUAAAGAUACAUCUGAGUCUCCAUACUGGAGAGAAAACAUAUUACGGUGAACAUAAUUCCUAAACCGUAUUCCUGUAACAAUUGCUCAAAAGCAUUUUCCGACGCUUCAGAUUUAAAUAAACAUCUGAAAACCCAUACUGGCGAGAAACCGUAUUCCUGUGAACAUUGCUCGAAGGCAUUUCCUUACGCUUCAGAUUUAAAGAGACAUCUGAGAAUCCAUGCUGGUCAAAAGCCGUAGUCCUGUGAACGUAAAUUGAAAACAUUUUUCAACGCUUUAUAUUUAAAGAUACACCCAAGUUUCCAUACUGGAGAAAAAACAUAUUGCGGUGAACAUAAUUCCUAACAGCAAUUUUCCAGCGCUUCAUGUUUCGAGAUUCAUUUGAUGUACCAUACUGAAGCGAAAUUACAUUUCUGUGAAGUUUGUUUUAAGGAGUGUUCUCAUGUUCUCAACUUACAAACCUCAAAGUAAACUUGAGAACCGAUACCGGAAAAAAAAAAUAUUUUUCGAUGAAAUGUGUUUUAAGGAGUUUUCUUAGCUUGUGCACUUGGAAGUACUUUUGAGAACACAUACUGAUGAAAAGCCAUUUUUUUGUUUAGCUUUACCAAGGAAUAUUCUCUACUGGGAAACCUUAAAAAGUACUUAAGAAUCCGUUUUCUUAAGAGGCCACAUUCCUUGAAGCUGGACAUAAAAAAGUACUUUCCUGACAGGCCUUUAAAAGCACUCAUGAACCCCCACUGGGGAAAGCUUCAUAAUCACAUGUAAGAAAUGUUCGGAACACCCCCAAAAUUUCUGUUUAGAAUCCAUUCUGGCCAAAAUCAGAAAUCUUGCUUGAUCUGUAUAAGUAUUUUUUUCCGCUAUACUUGCUGUACUAACGAAACAUUUAAGAACCUAUUCUGGCAAUGACCAUUUUUUUUGUUAAUGUGGUUUGAAGCCAUUUUCUCAACGAGGAAACUUGAAGAUACAGUGAAACCUUUGCAAGUUGACCACUUCCGGUGCAAUACUUGAGUGGUCAACUUAGAGAUGGGGAUAUAAUACAUUGGUGGAAAAUCUACGCCAAUUGCGCCAAAUUUCAAUACCUAAUACAAAACGGCCAAAUUUGCGAUUUUUGCGCCAAACUGCGUCAGUUCUUCAAAAACAUUCAUAACAAGAAAAAAAAGUUACAUUCAUUUUUUGUCAUUGAAA